Messenger RNA from Ziziphus jujuba (common jujube), 600 nucleotides. RefSeq lists its product as uncharacterized. The coding region runs from base 88 to 429 and encodes 113 amino acids. Gene Ontology annotation, biological process: microtubule-based process. Gene Ontology annotation, cellular component: dynein complex. The transcript is spliced from 2 exons. The record is from RefSeq and is a predicted model, not a curated record. Gene Ontology annotation, molecular function: dynein light intermediate chain binding; dynein intermediate chain binding. Lineage: Eukaryota; Viridiplantae; Streptophyta; Magnoliopsida; Rosales; Rhamnaceae.
CUCUGUUUAUAUAUAUAUAUAUAUAUAUGUAACUUAGAAGGUGUUCUGUAGUGUAGUCCAUCUACUUCUCAAAAUAUUUUGCAAAAGAUGUUGGAAGGAAAAGCUGUAGUUCGCGAAACUGACAUGUCAGAAGCUAUGCAGAACCAUGUCAUGGAGUUGGCUUACAAGGCUCUUGAUUUGCAUGAAGUAUCCGACUGCCAAUCCAUUGCUCAUUUUAUCAAACAGAAACUUGAUGAAGCUUAUGGAUCAGCAUGGCACUGCGUGGUGGGUAAAGACUUUGGAUCCUGCAUUACACAUUUAUGUGGAAGUUUCAUUUUCUUUCGCGUGGAGAUGAUGGAGUUUCUCAUCUUCAAGGACGGAAAGGACUUCACAGAAAGCAGGGAAGAGGCCGUUGGAGUUUUGCAGAAAUCUAAUAAAAACGAUUCAUGAAAAUCCUAUCUUUUCAUGUACUACUGUAAUAACAUCAAAAGCAAGAAUCUCAAUCUCUCACCAAGAAAAUUUGUUAGAAUCUGAAGGAAAUAAAAAUUGUUUAGAAUUAUGGAUUAAAGGAACGUUGCACAAGUUGAAAAGUUAUUAGUGACAUUUUGAUUUGGUUCAGCA